Molecule: messenger RNA, 6711 nt
Organism: Pecten maximus
Lineage: Eukaryota; Metazoa; Mollusca; Bivalvia; Pectinida; Pectinidae
Product: monocarboxylate transporter 12-B-like
Exons: 6
Coding region: 329-2314 (661 amino acids)
Biological process (GO): monocarboxylic acid transport; transmembrane transport
Molecular function (GO): monocarboxylic acid transmembrane transporter activity
Source: RefSeq, a predicted model, not a curated record
UGGAAAAGAAGCUGUGUAGUUACGGGGUCAACGUACGUACAUAGACGUUCCUCAGGGUAUAGCAUCAGUACCAUUACAUCACGUGGAUGGUAAAACAUCAGCUGUGAAGCACGUGAUCAGUGUGUGACUGACAUGGUACAGGACAGUAACAUACGACAAUCAGAGGUCUUCUCAUUUAUGGAUUCUAGACGGCGGUCGAGUUCAGGAUCCACUCACUGGAUUUGUCUGCGUUUGAAAGGAAAAAACGUCACUACAACAGAAGGGUUUAGCUAGCGGAGGUCCAUUUGAAGCACUGCAAUCAGAAUAAAGGAAUGCCGGAAGUGACGUCAUGGUAAAUAUAAGCACCACGAUUGAGGGCGAUAGUGACCUCGGGGUUUGUAACGGAAACAUCAAACAUAUAGGAAACCAAUAUGAGACUAACAUGCAUAAAUCAAAAUGUUCAUCCAUUGGAAAUGUCAGUAACAUGACAGAAAAGAAUAAAGAGACAGAUAAUGAUGAACGGAGGACAAGCACUUCUGUGAAUACUGAUCGUCAUAGAGCAAAGGAUUUGUGGCAUGAAGGACUUCCGGUAGAUACUGGAUGGGCCUGGAUGGUGUUGCUAGGAUGUACCAUAAAUAUGGCUCUGAUCUUCGGUACUCUGAAGGCGUUCGGGAUCUAUUUUGUGGAAUUCAUUGUCGUAUUUGAAGCUGAAGUGUCUGUGACGUCACUAAUAUCGGGUAUUCAACAAGCAACAUAUUCUGUGUUUGCCCUGCCUAUGCUGACAUUCGGUAUGAAAUACGUCACCUGUCGCCAGGCGUCCAUGACAGGUGGUUUCCUCGCCGGAACUGCUUACAUCCUUGGUAGCCGCGCCGUGAAUAUCUACAUGUUAUUGGCCACUCACGGCAUUAUUUACGGUUUAGCCUUGGCCUGUGUCUUUCCGUCCAGUUCCUACCUCGUCGGACUCUACUUCAACCGUCGCCGUAGUCUCGCUAACGCAAUAGUCCUAGCGGGAGCAGCCUUGGGCGGGUUAGGGUUACCUCCCCUGUACCGCUUUCUUCUUGACACAUACGGGUUGCGUGGAGCGCUUAUUAUCACAGGUGGUUUUCUGUUCAAUACUAUGGUCAGUGCUAUGUUAAUGAGACCAACAGAUUUCUACGCAUGCGCAAGUCGUAGAUCAAAUGACAGUGGUGAUAUAUCGGAGUCAGAUUUAUCCCAUCAGGCCAAAAUUCUAGAGCCUGAACAAGAUAAAUUAUUGCCUAGCAUAUCCCACAACACUUUACAUUUCAAACCAGACAAACUGGGCUCUAGUUUAUCUCACAAUAAACUUCAUGUUUGUAGUUUAUCUCAUGGCAAGCUACAGGACAAGGAAAAGGGUAAAUUGGGACUGAGCGUCUCGAAAACGGAAGUGACAUCUUUGCAGCCCUCACCUCUCCUUCAUCACAUAAAACUCAACUCCUUUGUUCCUUCAAACGGAUAUGUAUCAUCCACUGACAGUAUCAUAGAACGUCUGUCCCGUUCUAGUGUUAUAUUCUCGGCUAGUAAGGGAGACCUAGUGCACAGGUCCGUACAGGAUCUAGCUGCAUCCAACACGCAAAUCAGCUGUUAUAAAAGCAUCGACACCGUUAACAUGUCGGUCGAAAUUGAAAAUGACAAGCCCAAAAGUCUGUUCGACUUUUCCGUCCUGAGGAGUUCUCUAAUGCGUCUAUUCUUAAUUGUUUACAUUCUAGGAGGCGCUUCUGCGGGAUAUGUUCACGUUUUUAUACCUCCGUACGCAAGAGAGCGACAGAUCAGCAACUAUCAAGUUGCGUUGAUAGUGUCGGCCACUAAUGCUUGUGAUUUUAUCGGCCGUGUCCUUGGUGGUGUGAUAGUUGAUCAACACAUCCUUAGAUCUCACACAACGGUUGGAAUCACACAGUUGUUGGCCGGAGUGGUCAUCCUUAUGUCCCCUAUCUACCAACAGUUUUGGUCAAUGCUUAUUUUCGGGAUUCUGGACGGUCUGUUUGCCGGAAGUCUGUUCUCGCUGGCCCCUGCCGUGGUGGUGGACUUCCUUGGAAUGGAGAAAUACAGAAGCGCGAUGGGGAUAUUGCUUGUCUGCCAGGGCGUGUCACUGGGAACCUCGGCACCAAUAGCUGGCCUUCUGAGGGACGUCAGUGGAACAUACACUACCUCAUUUUACUUCAUCGCCUGUAGCGCCCUCGCAGGCGCUAUAUUGAUUCUAAUAGUUCCGGUACUCCUGCGCAAGUACAAAAAUGUAUGGAAAUCACAUGACCCGAAAAGUGAAAAGGAAACUUCCGUCCAUCUCACAGCGACAGAGAACUCAAAAGAAGAUGUUUAAUGGCAGAACUGAGGACGUCGGACCCUUCCCUAUCUUGUCACUCCUUUUUCCAUUGGAAUAAUGUGUCCAAGUAAUGGAUGAGCGUCUGACAAGUGUGUCCAAGUAAGGGAUGAGCUUCUGAUAAAUGUGUCAGUAAUGGAUGAACGUCUGCCAAAUUUAUCUAAGUAGGAGAUGAACGUUUGACAAAUGUAUCUAAGUAAGGAAUGUUCUUCUGGCAAUGUGUCCAAGUAAGGGAUGAGCUUCUGGCAAUGUGUCCAAGUAACAGAUGAACGUUUGACAAAUGUAUCUAAGCAAGGAAUGUGCUUCUGGCAAAUGUGUCCAAGUAAGGGAUGAGCUCCUAGCAAAUGUGUCCAACUAAGGGAUGAACGUCUGGCAAAUGUAAGAAAUGAGCGUCUGACAGCUUUUCCGGAACUAGUUAACCAUUGCCAGUUAUGGAUUGACAUGAGUGAUAUUUUUUAUACCAUUGUUAUUCAUAUUAAACUUCAAGACAUAUAUACAAUAGUGUUUAAUCUUAGGUUUUGAUCUGAAUACACUAGCAGCUGCACGCCGGCCAUGAGAAAACACCCCAAUAUGAUGAUGUUCGUACUACAUCAAGAAAUGUUCGCAAGAUAUACAACGCAAGAAGAUUAGAGUAUCAUGGUACGACAUAUCUUAUUAUCAAGAUCUUGCAUGAUUGUCGUAUUUUGUCAUGUGACAAUUGGGAUUAGUCAUACGAACAUUUACGAGAGGUUCCGAUAAAGCCUGCAGAUGAUUUCAGGAAGAUGCUUUCGAUGUCCAAGAAAAAGGGCGGGGGUUAUGGCAAGGCUAACGUUCCCGAAAAAAUGUUGCAUGACCAUGUUUUGAAAUUUCUCAAUUAAACUGUCUGGAAAAUGUGGAAAAUGAAGGUCGCAAAGACAUUGUAAGGUCAAAUAAUGCAUUAAGUUGGAGUUUAACCAUAAAGUAUAUACGUAAUAUGAUAUAUAAGGAAUUAGAGGCCAAAAAUAGUAUUUAAUGCAGUAGAUGGUUAUGUCGAUAGGGAUGAUAUUUCUGAUUUAUAUAUUAAGAGGAAUAUUAUAUCAUUAUUGGAUAUCAAGUGGAACGAUAUAUCUGAAUUUAAUAUUAAGGGGAAAAUGAUUUCUUAAUUUGAUGUUAAGAGGAAUAUUAUAUCUUAAUUUGAUAUUAAGAGGAAUGGUAUAUCUGAAUUUGAUACUAAGAGAAACAUUUUGUCUUAAUUUGAUAUUAAGAGGAAUGAUAUAACUGAAUUUGAUAUUGAGAGAAAUAUUAUUUCUUAAUUUGAUUUUUAGUGGAAUAUCAUAUCUUAAUAUGAUAUUAACAAGAAAUUGUAUAUCUGACUUAGAUAUUGCGAGAAACCACAUGCCUGAAUUUUAUAUUGAGAUUAAUGACAUAUCUUAAUUCGAUAGAAAGAUAACUAAUGUUAUAUCUAAAUUAUAUAUCAUGAGUGAUGUUAUAAUUGAAAUAUAUGUCUUAACUUACUCCAAUAGUGGGAUCGUUUCUACGCAAAGAAAAUUAUUUUACAUCACUUGUGCUAAAUGUUUGGAGGGAUCAACUCCGACCAAUGCAGAGGCAAUAGUUCAAACGUGUGUCUAUGGGUAUUCUUACACUUCAUAUCACCACAUAAACAGUUGGUGAGGAGUAAGUUUUCCUGCAGAGCAAUCACCCUAGUUUUGAAUGUGCUGUAUAUGAACGAGUAACAGAUAUCAAAAGUGCCCUAAAAGUAGUAGGUUCGUAUCUGGAGUUAAAAGAUAGGACACAUCUGCCUUUUUGACUCGAACUAAGGUUCGUAUCUGGAGUUAAAAGAUAGGAUACAUCUGCCUUUUUGACUCGGAUAUUUUCAUUAAGUGUUACGUUUGUGUUUCUCUUAACAAGAAUGCAAUCACUAUAGUAUAUCACUUGGUCUAUAUCUUUACUGUUUGAAAUAAAGUAAUAUGUAAUGUGUCAUGAUAUUUAAGUGGUAAAAGAAUCGUCAUUUUGAAUCAGUCAUUUUAGAUACGUAUUGAAUCGUUCUGCAUGGUAGACCCCAUGGUUUUUUAGGUGCCUUAUUUUUAUUUUCUAAUUUAUUUAUUUUUUUGUUUCUUUUUUUUUAAUGUUCAAGGGUGAAGUUUUGAGUUCUGAAUACUAUGGAAUUCACCUCUACUCAAAGUAUACAUGAGCAAAUGUCAUGAUGCUUAAUCUAGCAAUGCCUAAAAGAUCUCAGGAAGUUUUAAUAUAUGAUAUAUUGAUAAAUAUAUAUUUAUAUUUCUAUGAUCUGUGAUAAUGGUGUCAGUUCUCCAUGGUUACUUUAUGAUAUUGAAAUGUCUUUCAAGGAGACAUGGCGAAAGGGCGAUCCACAACGAUUUGUUUCUCGACUAUUAUAGUAAUCUCUUUUUCAUAUUUAACUACACAUGCGUGUGCUGAAAUAUUUUAAUACGAAAAACGAAAAUGACCAUGUCUGAAUUUAACGUGUAACCGGGGUCUCGUCUGUGUUCUUUCGAUUUGUUUUCACUUAGUUAAAUUGUACCAAUAGUUGUCACUAGCAAAUAUACGCGAUUUGUGGAAUGGAAUCAGUCAUUUGUCUGUAACAUUGAUGCUUAAACAGUGUUUAUGGAUUCAGACAUUUGUUUAUAACAUUGAUGUUUAAACAGUGUUUAUGGAAUCAGACAUAUGUCUGCAUCAUUGAUGUGUAAACAGUGUUUUUGGAAUCAGGCAUGUGUUUGUAAAAUUGAUAAAUCAACGGUGUCUGUAACCUGAUGGUUAAACAUUGUUUAUGGAAUAAGACAUUUCCCCGUAACUUGAUGUGUAGACAGUGUUUAUGGAACCAGACAUUUGUAUAUAACAUUUAUCGUUAGACAUUGAUUUUUGAGUCAGGCGUGUGUUUGUAAAAUAAAUGAAUAAUCAUUGUUUAUGGAUUAGGAUAUUUUUCUAUAACAUUAAUGAAUAAACAUUGUUUAUGGAUUAGGAUAUUUUUCUAUAACAUUAAUGAAUAAACAUUGUUUAUGGAUUAGGAUAUUUUUCUAUAACAUUGAUGGAUAAACAUUGUUUAUGGAACCAGACAUCUGUCUUCAACAUCGAUGAUGAAACACCUUUUUUUGCAAGAGACUUUUUUUUUUUUUUUUGACGUGUAGACAUUGUUUAUGGAAUCAGAAAUUUGUCUGUAAUUUGAUAAGUAGAUAGGGUUUAUGGAUUAGGCCAUUGUCUGUAACAUUGAUAAGUAAACUGUUUAUAUAUGUUUGUAUUUUACACCCAUGUAGAUUGGUGUUUUUCUAUACGCAAUUAAAUGUUCAAGUCGAUAACUUCCAUUGUAUUAUAUGCUGUUGUUAAAUGACAUUACGUCUUUAUAAAGAUUUAUUCUCUUAUAUUGGAAGCGCUAUGUGGUUAAGAUGUAUUAAGUUAUAAAAUGUAUAAUACUGUCAUUGCCUUUUGUACAAUCAUCAUCAGAAGUUGAAAUUAAACCCCAAACAAAUCUUUAUUUAUCUGUGCAUUCUUUCUGAUGAUAAAUGGACAAUGGUGUUCAUAUCAUACUUAUACUUAUGAUUAUGAAUUUAUGUUUUAUAUUAUUAACAUUUGUGAUUCGCACAUCACGUUUCAAAGCAAUUAUUACAUUCCUUUUUGCUGUAGUUUUGAAUUGCGCUGUGGUCAACAGUUUAUGGAUAUUUACAAUUCUGUAUUUCAAAGAAUCAUUACGAUCAUUGCGAUUCCAUGUAGAUAUGGCCGAACAAGAUUUACUUUGCUUAUUAGCAUUGCAGGAGUAGAGAAAGCUGUCUCUCACUGCAUAUCACUGAUCGAUGACAAUUUGAAGUCUGAAUGAGAAACAAAUAUACUGUAUAAAUGUCAUUGUAAUGAGUAGUGUAAGUACUAGAACUUACUUGUGAUAAUAAUUGAGAUAUUUGAGAGAUCACCUUGGAGUCCUUAUUAUUUUCCGUACAAGUUACUAUACCGUAUCUAAGACUCUAUCUGCAUUCAAGGUGCUACUAUCUUGUGUGUAUUUUGUACAAACCAUUAAUGUUUCUGAGUCAACAUCCUACAAGCUUAACAAGAGGCACGAAGGUCAGUUGGUAGGACGAAGGGCAACAUGAUCGAAGGGUCGCUAGUUCGAGUCACGGCACGGGCGCUGUGUUGUAUCUUUCAAAAAGACUAUUUUUACUCCUUUGUGUUCCAGUCAACUAAGCUGUAAAUGAACACAUGGUAAGACAGCUUACGAAAUGUGUGUAAGCAAGCCGUUCGUACCGAAAUGGCAGCUCCGUUUGUAUGCUCUGCAGGGAGUUGAGAAAGGCAUUGACUGGUUUCUAAAGGCCACAUAACAACGGAUGAUCAAUGUCAUUUGUGAAACGUUUGAAACGGGUAUGUUGCUAUGCUAUAGCGGUGUAUGAAACUCCUAAUUGCUAUUUAUUGUUAUAAACAUAGAAUUCACUUUUACAUCU